AACGAAGAGAAGAAGCUGUUUGUAUCGCGUAAACGUGAAGCUCUGAUAUCACUCAAUAAAAUGUUUAAAGCUCUUUUUAAAGCGUUUGAAGUGAGAUGGAAGUCCUACAGACACAGAUUUGUUCCCUGGAUAGCUUUAAACCUGCAGAAAAAUGAGAGAACUCUUCGUAAAGUGAAGGAUCGCUCCCAAGACAAAUUAAUUCUGGAUGAGGAAGUGUCCGCAUCCCUUAUAUGUUUAUUCUCUGAACUAUUGAAACAUGACCUGAAUAAUCAAAGUGAACUGCUUCGGCUGCUUCAUACAUCCUCACGGAAUAUGUACUGCAGUGCACAGAAUGAGAAGUUUUGUGAUCCCAGUGCGGUAAUGUUGAAGACUCUGGGCUUUAAUAUCAAGAGGAAGCUCAGCUCACUGCAGUCCGCGGGAACCGGUGUGUUUGUGACGCGAGGACGCGCACUGAAAGGAAACAUUGUAGCCAUGUAUCCAGGGACAAUCUAUCAAGCCGAUGAGCCCAUCUUUUUUCAGUCAAUCCGAAAUCCAUUUGUUUUUAGAUGUAUAGAUGGCAUUUUAAUUGAUGGAAAUGACAAAGCCAUCUCCAAGAUAGUGUACCGAUCGUGCAGUGGACGGGACAGGUUUGGUCCCUUCUGUCUCAGUGACUGUUCCUGGCUCACUCCUCAUCCUGUGAAUCCUCUCGCAGUGGGACAAUACGUCAACAACUGUUCCAAUGAAAUGGCUGCUAAUGUCUGCUAUCAAGAAUUUGAUAUACCGAAUGGAUUUCCUCUCGAGCUUCGUCAAUACCUGCCUAAUGUUAAUUACAGACCUGAUACACAAAGGCCUUUGCGCUGUGUCGUUCUUGUGUCACUGAGAGAUAUUAAUAUUGGUGAAGAAUUACUCUCCAACUACUAUACAAUUGUGCAUUAAAUUCAUUUUUAUAAAGAAAAAAAUAGUUGGUGUGUGUUACUUAUACACAUUGAGCCCUAAAAUAUUAGAGGUUUGUAUUAUAAAAAAAAAAACAUGGGUCUGAAAGUUGGUUUACAGUGCCUCAAGUUAAUGAAAUAUUAAAAUGGUUUUGUUGCUCUUAAAACAUUACAUUUAUAUUGAUUUCACCACAGGGGUCAAAGUGAUUUUAAAUGGUUUAAUGAUGGAAGUGUUAUACAUUAUAGCUUGUAUUUCAUGACGGGAUGUUCAGGUCAAAUUUCACUGCAAAAUAAAAUAUAUUGCAUAAAGAAAAUGAACCUAAUUUUUGGAUAAAUAAGAUUGAGAAAAAGAUCAUUGUAAGAUUAUUAAGAUUGAGAU
Molecule: messenger RNA, 1290 nt
Organism: Myxocyprinus asiaticus (Chinese sucker)
Lineage: Eukaryota; Metazoa; Chordata; Actinopteri; Cypriniformes; Catostomidae
Gene: setd9
Product: SET domain containing 9
Exons: 6
Coding region: 61-915 (284 amino acids)
Molecular function (GO): protein binding
Source: RefSeq, a predicted model, not a curated record